UGUAUAAAAAGGCUGAAAAGGACGCCAACGGUCUCCACAAACUAAGGGCAACUGGUUUGCGGGGAACUUUCCGCUUAUAGCUCCGCAAAGGCAAAGGGUGAUGGCUCCUACCCUCCGAGUGGCUCUGUGCCUUGGCAUGCUGGCUUUGUGCCUAGCACUGCCUAAAGGAAAAGAUAUCCGCUGGUGUGUAAAAUCAGAAAAUGAACGGAAAAAGUGUGAAAAUUUGGUUAAAACGUGUAAGAUUCCAGAGCUCUCUCUCCAAUGCGUGCAAAAAAGCAGCGUUGAAGAAUGUUUUGAAAACAUUAAAAAUGGAGAUGCAGACGCUAUCUGCGUGGAUGGUGGGGAUGUCCACAAAGGAUCUCUGAAACCUUAUGAUCUGAAACCCAUCGUUGCUGAAAACUAUGGUUCUGAAGAACAAGACACCUGUUACUAUGCAGUAGCAGUGGUGAAACGUACAAGUUCGUUCAUGUUUAAAGACCUUAAAGAUAAGAGAUCUUGCCAUACCGGAGUAGGAAAGAGCGCAGGCUGGAAUAUCCCUAUCGGAACACUCCUCGAGCGUGGACUCUUGGAAUGGGAAGGACCAGACAUAGAGUCUAUUGAGAAAGCUGUUUCAAGAUACUUCAAGUCCAGCUGUGCUCCCGGAGCUAAAGAACCAAAGUUAUGCGAUCAGUGUGUGGGAAAAGACAAGAAUAAGUGUGCACGUAACAGUAAUGAACCUUUUUACAACUAUGAUGGAGCCUUCAAAUGUUUGCAACAAGAUAAGGGAGACGUCGCCUUUGUGAAGCAGUCAACUGUACCAGUUAAAUUUGCAAAUGAUUACGAGUUAUUAUGUCCUGACAACACCAGGAAACCUAUUAAAGACUAUAAGUCCUGCAACUUGGCAAGAGUUCCGGCACAUGCUGUGAUGGCAAGAGACAAUGAUCCAAAGACUCCAGAUAUCAUUGAAUACUUAAAGCAAGCUCAGGAUAAAAAGUGCAAACUGUUUGCCUCCAACUUUGGAAAGGACCUAAUGUUCAAAGACUCAGCAGUUAGCCUGGUACCUCUGCCACCAAUGGAUUCUUUCAUGUAUCUUGGAGCUUCCUAUUACAAUGCUCUCCAGGCUCUAAGACAUGACACUCCUCCUGUAGUGCCAAACCAGAUCCGUUGGUGCACGCAAAGUGAAGCGGAGAAGGACAAGUGUGAUACAUGGACAACUGUAAGCGGUGGGGCCAUUGAGUGCGCUCAAGGUUUCUCCGCUGAAAACUGUAUUGAAAAGAUUCUGAGGGGCGAGGCUGAUGCAGUGACAGUUGAUGGAGGAUACAUGUACACCGCUGGGGAAUGUGGACUAGUUCCUGUGAUGAGCGAAUAUUAUGAUAAAGCCAACAUGAGACCAUGCCAAAUCAGCAAACCACAGAAAAGAGGCACAUACUUUGCAGUAGCCGUGGUAAAGAAAAGCAACAAAAACAUCUCAUGGUUGAAUCUUAAGGGCAAGAAGACCUGUCACACCGCUGUGGGCCGCACUGCAGGAUGGAACGUCCCUGUUGGCCUGAUUGUUAAUAAAACCGGCAAUUGUGACAUGAGCACAUUCUUUAGUCAGAGCUGUGCUCCAGGAUCUGAUGUCGAUUCAAAGCUUUGCCAAUUGUGCAUUGGUAAUCCCAAAAAUUCCCUGGAAAAAUCAAAAUGCCUUCCUAAUGACAAAGAAGCCUAUUAUGGAUAUGCAGGUGCAUUCAGGUGUCUGGUGGAGAAAGGAGACGUGGGUUUUGUAAAGCACUUUACUGUAUUUGAAAACACAGAUGGUAAGUGACAAUAGAUUGAAAUACCCACAGAAAACAUGGUGUGAUUUAAUUUUUUAAUAUAUUCUCCAUCAUUACCCCAAGCCUACAUGAAGCAAGCACCCGUGUUCUCCCUAAUUCCAUUCCCGUUUAUUGAGUACUUACUGCAUCUAAAAACAAGUAGAUCAGUUAUACAAUCACAAGCUGGAUUGAUAGCUAUUAUCUGUCCUGGCGUUCUCUGGACUACCAAUCUCACUAGCUGCUAUCAAAAUGUAAGGAGAGGGCCAACAAAGGAGAUCAGUUGCUUCCCCCAAAACAUUGAAAAUCACUACUAAAGCUUUUUGAUUCAUUUUACUUGAAAUUUCACCUAUAGUAAGCAGAGAGUCUUGUGCAGAAUUUACAUGAUGACUGUAUCCUUUCUAUGCUUCUCGUUCUGUAUAUGUGUUUUGGACAGGACUGGCUAGUGCACAUUGAGAAUGUUGUCUGUCGCUUUAUGGAAUUAUAUAUUACUGUACAAUUUUCCCCAUGUCCUGAAUGUUGUCAGAGCUCCCCUGCUGAGGAUGCAUGAGUACGGGCGUGAGAUAGAUUGCUAAAACUAUAUCCCACUUUCUAGGUAAAAAUCCUGCAGAUUGGGCAAAGAA
Molecule: messenger RNA, 2392 nt
Organism: Spea bombifrons (plains spadefoot toad)
Lineage: Eukaryota; Metazoa; Chordata; Amphibia; Anura; Pelobatidae
Gene: TF
Product: transferrin
Exons: 15
Coding region: 101-1783 (560 amino acids)
Biological process (GO): iron ion transport; antibacterial humoral response
Cellular component (GO): extracellular region; recycling endosome; plasma membrane
Source: RefSeq, a predicted model, not a curated record